Rhagoletis zephyria (snowberry fruit fly) is the source of this 1497-nucleotide messenger RNA. RefSeq lists its product as uncharacterized. The record is from RefSeq and is a predicted model, not a curated record. Gene Ontology annotation, molecular function: nucleic acid binding. NCBI's taxonomy places the organism in Eukaryota, Metazoa, Arthropoda, Insecta, Diptera, Tephritidae.
AUGAAGGUGAUGACAUUCGGUGCUGCUUGCUCACCAUGUGCAGCUCAGUUCAUCAAAACACUCAAUGCUAAGGAGCACACCGAUCACGCCGAACGAGCAGUCGAGUCAAUUCUUAAACAUCACUACGUGGACAACUUUGUCGAUAGCUUCGGUAAUAAGAUGGAGGCUAUUGAAGUGGCACAACAAGUAAGAGAAAUUCAUCAACGCGCUGGCUUCGAGUUGAGAAACUUGGCAUCGAAUUCAGAGGAGGUGGUCGCUGCUUUAUGCGGUGUCGAUGCCACUGUUCCAAUAUUAUCCGUUCUCGGUACUCGGCUGAUGCAAACGUUACAAGAAGAGCACUCAGUUAAGGCAUCUAACUGCAUCUUGUGGUCAGACUCUAAAACAGUCGUGAAGUGGAUGAGAAUCGAGCACAGACGUUACAAGCCAUUCGUAGCUCAUCGUGUAGCUGAGAUCCUGGCUGCAACCACGCCAUCGAAUUGGAGAUGGGUUCCCACAAAAGAAAAUUCAGCUGAUGAGGCAACUCGACCAAACGGUCCCCACGAAUACACAGCCGCAUUACGUGGGCUAUGCGGUCCUAAAUCCCUUCUAAGGGAUGAAGCGUUGUGGUCACAAGAAGAAGUCAUCAGUGAUCAACAUUUGAAGGAAGACGAGGAGUUGAAUCCGAGAUAUUCCUUGGUGAUCAUGAGUAUUGAUAUUAAUCGUUUUUCGUCAUUUAAUAGACUUAGGCGAACCGUUGCGUGGGCACUACGGUUCGGUUUAACUUCCCUUAAACUUGACUCCGCUAAGAAGCUUCUGCUUCGUCAUACACAGCAAGAAGCGUUUCAACUUGAGCUUCAGAAUAUUGCGAAGGGAAUUCCCAUAUCACGUACCAGCGAUCUGUAUCAAUUGUCGCUCUAUACAGAUAAAGAUGGAGUCUUGCGAGUGCAAGGUCGCAUAGAUGCUGCGAGUUCGUUGCCAUUCGAAACCCGACAUCCGAUCAUACUGCCGUCCAGGCAUGCGCUUACAAAGUUAUUAGUGGCCUAUCAUCAUAAUUCCUUCAAACAUGAGAAUACCGAAGCUACCAUAUGCGAAAUUCGACAUUCAUACUGGAUCCCGAGCUUAUGUCAACUUCUGCGAAAUAUUAUAGCAAAUAGUUUUGUUUGCCGCAUACAAAAAGCAACACCAGCCGCUCCGCUUGAUCGUCUCGAUCCAUUUGUACGACCCUUUACUUACUCCGGCUUGGACUACUUCGGACCCGUUGCGGUUACGAUUGGACGUCGCCAUGAGAAGAGAUGGGUUGCCCUCUUUACCUGUCUGACGGUAAGAGCGGUGCACCUUGAGUUGGCACACGACUUAAGUACGGACUCGUGUAUCAUUGCGAUUCGCAAUUUCAUCAACCGUCGCGGGGUGCCGGCAAAGAUAAGAUCCGACAACGGAAAAAAUUUCGUUGGAGCUAAUGAAGAGGCUAAGAGGUUCGCCGAAGUUUUCGACUGCGAGCAAAUACAGGUUUUGGUGUAG